UGUGAAUUCCAACCUGGAUAGCGGCCAAAACCUUCUUCAGUCAGAAGCCUCUGACCACUUCGCCACGUGACCGCAAUUACGCGCCCUUAUUUCUGCGCGUCAUCAGACCACGUGACCGCCAUUUGAUUCACUGAGGAGUGGGAGUAUAUAGAGGAACACAGGGGUCUGUACAAGGACGUGACGUCACUGGAUGGGGCCAUUAUGAGAAAUACUCCAGAGAGAUGUCCCCGUCCUCUUUAUUCCCAGGACCAUACAGAGGAGAAUCACAGUGUCCCACAGGGGGGUCAGGGCGACAAUAUGACUAAUAUUAAGAUAGAAGAUAUAAAAGAGGAAGAGGAGACGUAUGUGAUGAUAGAUCAGCAGUGUAAGGAGGAGGAAGAAGAGACGUAUGUAGCAGAUGAUCAGCAGUGUAAGGAGGAGGAAGAAGAGACGUAUGUAGCAGAUGAUCAGCAGUGUAAGGAGGAGGAAAUCCCUACAGAUAUCAGCACAGAUGGGGCCAGUAACAGGAAUACCGCAGAGAGAUGUCCCCGUCCUCUAUAUUCCCAGGAUCAUACAGAGGAGAAUCACAGUGUCUCACAGGAGGGUCAGGAUGAAAUCUGUACGAAUAUUAAAGUUGAAGAUAUUAAAGAGGAAGAAGAGAUGUAUGUGAGGGGUGACCAGCUGUGUAAAGAGGAGGAAAUCCCUACAGGCCUUCUUUAUGGAACAUCGUGAACGGAAAGCCCGCCUCCCCACGCUGAAAAUCGUUGUUACCAAGAAAUGUUAAAAAUAAAGACUUGUGUCCCCCCAAAUUCCUUGAACGUCUGAGAAUAUGCCAGAGGCGAUAAACUGACCACAGAAGGGGAUUGUCCUUCAACUCAUGGUCAAAUUCCGCUUCUACACCAUGGAGGAAAUUUAUCAGAUUUUUUGUUUUUACAAAUUGUGCUUCCAAAUGUGUAUUAGCAUAAGUAUCUUGAUCAGUUAACCAGUCUCUUAGAAAUCUCAUUAAAGAAGCCUGGUUAUAAAGUUGAA
Pseudophryne corroboree (corroboree frog) is the source of this 1008-nucleotide messenger RNA. Its product is annotated as ribosomal biogenesis protein LAS1L-like. The transcript has 7 exons. The record is from RefSeq and is a predicted model, not a curated record. NCBI's taxonomy places the organism in Eukaryota, Metazoa, Chordata, Amphibia, Anura, Myobatrachidae. The coding region runs from base 202 to 711 and encodes 169 amino acids.